This is a messenger RNA of Camellia sinensis, 1322 nucleotides long. RefSeq lists its product as uncharacterized. The record is from RefSeq and is a predicted model, not a curated record. NCBI's taxonomy places the organism in Eukaryota, Viridiplantae, Streptophyta, Magnoliopsida, Ericales, Theaceae.
GGUCUGUUUUUCCUUAAAUUACUCAGCUUACCAAACACCGCACUGUAGAGUGGGAGAGAGAAAACUUCAUCAACUGGGUUUCUUUCUCUCUCUGCUCUCUCUCAAUAAGUCUCGGAAUCCAUUGUACUCUUUUCCCAUUAAAGAAAAAGCAAUAUAGCCCCAAAGCCUCAAUCGUUUAUACCAAAUCUCUCUCUCUCUCUCUAGAAUCGAAUCUGUAUAAACCCUAAUUAUUGCUAUUAAUUUAAUCGACUGAUAUAUAUGUAUAUAUAAUAAUUUCUACAACGAUUGUGAGAUCAAUUAUUGUUGCUUAAACAUAUCGAUCUGAUCCAUUGUUGGUUUUAAUUGAUCUGAGAAUCGUUUGAGAGAGAGGGAGAAAAAUGGUCUCGGCAAAUAGGGAAAUGGUGGUGUAUUGCUUUGACACCCUGGUCGCUCACUACAACAGCGAACAAGCCCCUCCCCCUGCUUUCGACGAGGGCCAACACCCAUUGUUUGUCACUUGGAAGAAGGUGUUGAAUGGAGGGGAGCCUCGUCUACGUGGAUGCAUUGGAACUCUAGAAGCUCGUGGCUUGAUCAAUGGAUUUCGUGACUAUGCACUAACAAGCGCUCUGAGGGACCGCCGGUUCCCCCCAAUACAGGCUAAAGAAUUGCCUUAUUUGGAAUGUACGGUCUCCAUUCUGACUGAUUAUGAGACAGAGCUCAACUACCUUGACUGGGAGGUCGGAAAGCAUGGUAUAAUUAUUGAGUUUACUGAUCCUGACUAUAAUACAAGGCGCAAUGCCACGUAUCUGCCUGAGGUGGCUGCCCAUGAAGGCUGGACAAAGAUGGAAGCAAUUGACUCGCUGAUGCGUAAAGCGGGUUACAAUGGCACCAUAAACGAAUCAAUCAGGAAGCGUAUCCGAUUGACUCGUUACCAGAGUACAUUAUUUACUAUGAAUUAUAGUGAUUAUGUUGCCUAUAUCAACACCACCAGAGUUGCUUCUCUCUCUGUUGGGGCGAAGCCCGGUAACCAUUGAUUGUUUCAAUCAAUUUCCAUUGAAACCAUUAAAACUUGUUUGGUUAUAUGGAGGACCAACCUCCAUUAGACAAAAAUGAUUGGGUUGGAAUUGAUUUGUUUGGGUUCCAACCCACAACAUAAUUUGUUGUUUAACUCCUAAAUUAUUCUUCAAAUUCAUUUGAUUUUGAGGAGUACACCAAAAACAUGUUUCCAUGCAAAUCGCACCAAAAUUCUCAUCUGCAGCUUACUUUGGAAUAGUUGCAGUGGUGUAAAACUCUAUCACUUGUAAUAUAAAGUUCAUCCUGUGUGUUUAUUUAUCAUUUGACAA